Molecule: messenger RNA, 895 nt
Organism: Bemisia tabaci
Lineage: Eukaryota; Metazoa; Arthropoda; Insecta; Hemiptera; Aleyrodidae
Molecular function (GO): protein binding
Source: RefSeq, a predicted model, not a curated record
CCGAUCCGCGGCGCGUCAUCGGUGAGGGGCGGCAACACCCCUCCGAAGUGGUAAAUACUAGCGCCCUCCCCUGCGCAACUCAUUCUGCUCUGAUCAGUGCCCUUGUGAUCAGUUUGUGUUUCUCUCGUUCCGUUUUCCUCUUUCGCUCAUUUACCGUCACUUUUCAAUCAUGAAUUUCUACAAUCUUCUCUUCGCCAUUGGUGCCUGCUGUUUCCCGACCGAACAAAUUCAGAUGUUCGAUGAACUUCCUGUGGAACUCGUGAUCCAAAUUUUAAGCUUUUUGGAUCCAAAGUCUCUAUCAAUCAUGUCGCGGAUGAACAAGCGUUUAUUUCACAUUUGCAAGAAUAACAAAGGUCUUAGAACUACGAUCAGAAGAUACCUUCGCAAGGAACGGAAAGAGCAACUCAAGAAAAUGCUGAACCCAGUCAAAGUCAGAGUUCUCAGGAGAGGAGCUGAAACUACGGAUGUAGUAUUCCAACGCCAAAAUACCAGGAGAGAAGCUGUUGUCACUCGGAAUUUUAAGCCCUCGCAAGUUUCACAAAUCCGCACAGAAGACCCGCAAGUGGUAUUUCGCCGCCAGAACACUACAGAUGGAGAUAUCGUCGCAAACAGAUUCGGGCCCUCGCAAAUUGUGCCAACGAUGAAUAGUCGCCCAAUUGCAGCCGUCUCGAAGAAACGGUCACGUGGUGGUCAAGAAAGGAACCUAGGAUCAGGGCUAGCCAAAAGGGUGCGGAUUUGAUUUGUCUUCCUCAACUUAGAUUUUAAGUUUACUCAUCUUGUGAGUGUAUUUUUGUUCUGUAAAUAGUUGUUGUUUAUACAGUUUUGUUAAAUUUUAUUGUUGUUGUUUGUGAAUAUUUUAUGUAGAAUAAAAUUGUAUGUCUGAAAACACGCUUGA